AUGCUAACCUCCGGCCUAACCAACGCCCCAAUCACCAAACUCCUCCUCAUCUACACCAUCGCCUCCUCCAUCGCCCUCUCCAUCCUCGACAUCAAACACCUCGCCAGCAUCCGCGUCUCCCCACACCUAUGGCCCUACGGCCAACUCUGGCGUCUCGUUACAUGGCAACUCGCCGGCUUCGCCAAUUCAACGGAGGCGCUCUUCGCCGCUAUGCUCGCCUACCACCUGCGCGUUGUCGAGCGCGCAUGGGGGAAGCGGAAGUUCGCC
Aspergillus thermomutatus is the source of this 267-nucleotide messenger RNA. RefSeq names its product protein dscB (gene dscB). The annotation marks the transcript as partial. The transcript has a single exon. The record is from RefSeq and is a predicted model, not a curated record. NCBI's taxonomy places the organism in Eukaryota, Fungi, Ascomycota, Eurotiomycetes, Eurotiales, Aspergillaceae.